UUGUUGAGGGCUGGCCCUCCUCCUCCGCCCUUUCCAUCCCGGGCGGGCGAAGGGAAGGAAACCGUAACGGUCGGCGCCCAGCGCCCCGGGGAACCCGAAGGACUAGUGAACUCCGGCCGGAGGGCUUCGGCAGUGGAGGAGGGCGAGCUGCUGUAGAAAAUGGUGAAAGAAACCACUUACUAUGAUGUUUUGGGGGUCAAACCCAAUGCCACCCAGGAAGAAUUGAAAAAGGCUUAUAGGAAACUGGCCUUGAAGUACCACCCUGAUAAGAAUCCAAAUGAAGGAGAAAAGUUCAAACAGAUCUCUCAAGCUUACGAAGUUCUCUCUGAUUCGAAGAAAAGGGAGUUAUAUGACAAAGGAGGAGAGCAGGCAAUCAAGGAGGGUGGAGCAGGUGGUGGCUUUGGCUCUCCCAUGGACAUCUUUGAUAUGUUUUUUGGAGGAGGAGGAAGGAUGCAGAGAGAAAGGAGAGGUAAAAAUGUUGUGCAUCAGCUCUCCGUAACCUUGGAAGAUUUAUAUAAUGGUGCAACAAGAAAACUGGCUCUGCAAAAGAAUGUGAUUUGUGACAAGUGUGAAGGCCGAGGUGGUAAAAAAGGAGCAGUAGAGUGCUGUCCUAACUGCCGAGGUACUGGAAUGCAAAUAAGGAUUCAUCAGAUAGGACCAGGAAUGGUUCAGCAAAUUCAGUCUGUGUGCAUGGAGUGCCAGGGCCAUGGAGAGCGGAUCAGUCCUAAAGAUAGAUGUAAAAGCUGCAAUGGAAGGAAGAUAGUUCGAGAAAAGAAGAUUUUAGAAGUUCAUAUUGACAAAGGCAUGAAAGAUGGCCAGAAGAUAACAUUCCAUGGUGAAGGAGACCAAGAACCAGGACUGGAGCCAGGAGAUAUUAUCAUUGUGUUAGAUCAGAAGGACCAUGCUGUUUUUACUCGACGAGGAGAAGACCUUUUCAUGUGUAUGGAUAUUCAGCUUGUAGAAGCAUUGUGUGGCUUCCAAAAGCCAAUAUCCACUCUUGACAACCGAACCAUAGUUAUCACCUCUCAUCCAGGUCAGAUUGUCAAGCACGGAGAUAUCAAAUGUGUGCUAAAUGAAGGUAUGCCAAUAUAUCGCCGACCAUAUGAAAAGGGACGCCUAAUCAUCGAGUUUAAGGUAAACUUUCCUGAAAAUGGCUUUCUCUCUCCUGAUAAACUCUCUUUGCUGGAAAAACUCCUUCCUGAGAGGAAGGAAGUAGAAGAGACUGAUGAAAUGGAUCAGGUAGAACUAGUGGACUUUGAUCCAAAUCAGGAAAGACGGCGCCAUUACAAUGGAGAAGCAUAUGAGGAUGAUGAGCACCAUCCCAGAGGUGGUGUUCAGUGUCAGACCUCUUAAUGGAGCAGUGAAUAUUACUUACUGCUGGCACUGCAUAUGCAGUAGUGAAUGAGUGAAGAACUGUAAUCAUAUGCUCACUACUUGCUAUUGUUUUUGUGUUAAUAUUCAACUAUAGUAGUGUUUAAAAGUUAAAUGAAGAAUAAACAAAUACAAAAGCUGACUUUGCCCUGUAUGUAUGAUGACUUUGGUGUGCAAGAUAAAGUUUAAUAUCUGUAAAAACUUCUUUUAAAACUUCCCCUAGUGUCAGUUCACACAUUGUAAUUGAUUUAGCAGAGUACAUGGCAUAGCCUGAAAUGUUAGGUAUAUUUGUUAACUUCAUUGUAUGACCCUUUAUUGUUAAGCUAUGGAAUUAAAAUUGUAUUUAACUGGUAAUCACAAAAAGAAAAUUUUGUAGAGAAGUGUUGGUUUGUUUAGUUUGUAUUACGUGGACUCAUUGUGAUGCCUGUGCAUUCUGUUGCCUCAACCAUUACUUGAAAGUGACAUAGUACAUAAUUUCACUUGUGUUAUCAGUGAUAGAAACUUUUCUGAAGUUUGUCAUGUCAUAACAUGCUGCUACUUGAGGGCUUGCACUUCUAAGAAUGCAUUCCCUUCUGCCAUCAUUUAAAUAUAUACACACACAUGUGUAUAUAUUCAAGUCUAUUUUGACCAGGCCUAAUCUUUUUCCCUUCUCUUUGGACCAUGAUAGCCCUUCUCGAACUGGGUAACUUAGACCUGUACAUGGAGUAGUAAUGUGCAUAUAAAAUCCAGGUGUUCCUUGAGCAUGUUACAGGUUUACAAACCAUUUGGCUUAGGCUCCAAAGUAACUGUAAUUUAAUGUUGGUAGGAUAGCAAAUUAUGAUGAGUAGCUUUAAUUGUAUGUUUAAAGUCACAUGUUCACAUGCUUAAACCUGACUACCAGGAUUUAAGCAAUUAUUGAAAUGUAUGAAUGUCUCUCAAUAUACUGAUUACAAAACA
This is a messenger RNA of Jaculus jaculus (lesser Egyptian jerboa), 2307 nucleotides long. RefSeq names its product DnaJ heat shock protein family (Hsp40) member A1 (gene Dnaja1). Gene Ontology annotation, biological process: protein refolding; response to heat. Lineage: Eukaryota; Metazoa; Chordata; Mammalia; Rodentia; Dipodidae. Gene Ontology annotation, molecular function: Hsp70 protein binding; ATP binding. Gene Ontology annotation, cellular component: cytosol; cytoplasm. The transcript has 9 exons. Bases 160 to 1353 code for a protein of 397 amino acids. The record is from RefSeq and is a predicted model, not a curated record.